This is a messenger RNA of Drosophila persimilis, 1740 nucleotides long. RefSeq lists its product as uncharacterized. The record is from RefSeq and is a predicted model, not a curated record. The transcript has 2 exons. NCBI's taxonomy places the organism in Eukaryota, Metazoa, Arthropoda, Insecta, Diptera, Drosophilidae. Bases 81 to 1607 code for a protein of 508 amino acids.
GCGGCUAGUAGUAGCCCCAACGGCAGACACGAAAGCACACAUCGAUCCGGAUUCCGCACACAGAUCCAAACGCACGAAUUAUGCGCCAAUUGAUAACCCUUCUGGGCCUGGUUGUGGUACUAGGCCUGGUCCAGUCGGCUCCUGUGGAGGUCGUCUACACGGGCGAGGGCUGUGCCUGUCCCACCCAGCUGGGCUAUCAGCUGAAUGUGCCCAAUCCGCCCAAGCCCAAGAAGUAUGGGGCCAGCGAUUAUGGCUAUCGUGUGGAAAAACCCGUCCAGACCAAGGCGAAGAUCAGCUAUAGCUUCGAUUUCACCGUCGAACAGCCCAGGACACCGCCACCGCCCAAGUAUCCCGAAUCCAAGCUGUAUGCCAAAGUCGAUCGGGUGACGGUCAACAAAGGAGAUUGUGCCGCCAAGCAUACAUCCAGCUGCAGUUGCUCGAGCUGCUCCAGCCCCAAACCAAGGUAUGUAGCCCCAGGCCCAGGCCCAGGCCCAGACCCAGGCCCAAGGUCCCCCAAUGCCAUACGUCGUCGUCGUGACCUGCGCACGCCCGGCUCAUUGAUCCGCAGGCGUCUAAUGCGCCAGCAACAGCUCCAAGAGCGACCCCCACGCUACGUGAAGCUCUAUCACAAGGAUUUGGCCGCCCAGCAGCAGCAGCAGCAGCAGAAGCUGAAACUCUUUGGCCUGAUGCCAGCAGAGUCGCAUGAACCAUCCCCAAAGACGAAGCGCAAGACCAAGAAGUCACCGGCUGGCUGGUUGGGAUUGGGUAGGCGGCUGGCCAAGCGUGAUAUCAAAGGAGAAUUCGAUCUGCUGGAGCGGGAACGUGCCCAGAUUGACUUGACGGCCCCCGAGAUCAUACAGUUCAUGCCGGAGACGCUGAAUCCAAAUUUCCAGCCGGGCCAGUGUCAUAUGGGCUGUGGCGCCAUUACAGCAGUCGGGCCUCCUCCUCCUCAGCCUCUCCCUCCAGCCACCGAAGAGGCUGGCAAAGAGUUCGAUCCGACGGAAGAUCAAACAGAGCUGCCAGUGACGACAGAACAGCAGAAUACCAUACCCGCCAAGCGAGCCGCUUUGGGCUACUAUCCACUGCAGAUCCCAUCGCCAUUGGGUCUGCCACUGGACGACUACAAGUAUGUGGAUGAUUCGCAGCUUCGCAGUCUGCUGUCGACGACCUCCGUGCCCGAUCCGCUGGAGCAGGGCUCCACGCCGCUGCAGUUUGCCGGCGACUUGGAGUCGGUGACGCGGCGCGGCUAUACAUCUGCUCUGCUGGGCAGCGGCGGUGGCUAUCCCGUACAGCAUGUGUCCGACUCUCAGCUGGACAGACUCAUCUCAGAGAUUGUCUACCCGCAUCCGCACUAUCUGGAGUCGAGCACGCACUAUCCCGAGCCCCACCAGAAGAGGCAAACAACGGACUUCCUCAAGAAGCUCAUUGACGGCCGCCUCGGCGGCUGGGGCUUCGACUCGGCCACUGAGCCGGACCAUACCCUCCAUGCCGACUACUCCACGACGCCCGCCAAGACCUAUGGCUACAACAGUCAUGUCCAGAACGGCUACAGUAUCGACACCUACAAUGUGCCACCCAUUUCCGAGUACCUGCGAGCCUGGUUCUAGCCCCCCAGAGUCCCAACGUGAUCUUUAGCUUACAUCUAAUUUACAUAGUUCCAUAAGAAGAAAACCCCACCACCACCACCACCCCCCACCAAGCAAACAAAAAUGAAUAUACAUAUGUAAUAAAUUGAAAAUG